This is a messenger RNA of Papaver somniferum (opium poppy), 2538 nucleotides long. RefSeq lists its product as uncharacterized. The record is from RefSeq and is a predicted model, not a curated record. The coding region runs from base 1 to 2538 and encodes 845 amino acids. Lineage: Eukaryota; Viridiplantae; Streptophyta; Magnoliopsida; Ranunculales; Papaveraceae. The transcript has 5 exons.
AUGUGGUUUGCUCAUUCUGAUUUCAUGAGAAUGGUAAGUGAUUGUUGGAAUGCUCCGGUUACGAGAUCUCCUGCUUUUAUUUUUCCUUUCAAGCUCAAGAGGUUAAAAGCUGUUAUGAAGGAUUGGAAUUUACAUGUUUUUGGCAAUAUUUUUGCUAAACUAAAACAAGCUGAAUUGACUAUGGAAGUGGCUCUUCGUAUUUCGGAUGAGGAUCCAGAGGAUAUAACUAAGCUGAAUUCGGCCAAGGAGGCUUCAGUUAUUCUUCAGGAAAUUCGUUCUCAUCAUGUUACUAUGCUAAAGCAAAAAUCACGUAAUAAAUGGCUUUUGGAGGGAGCUAGUAAUACUUCUUUCUUUCAUGCUAAUAUCAGAAUGCGCAGGAGUAGUAAUAUGAUUUCGGAGUUGGUGGAUGAUAAUGGGGCUGUUAUUACUGAUUGUGAUCAAAUUAGAGACUAUACGGUUUCUUUUUUUGAGUCAAAGUUUAAUGGUGAUGAGUUGCCUAUUGAUGAGGAGCUUUUUAAUUAUGAUCAUAACAUCAUCUCGGUGGAGGAUAGUCAGAGAAUGGAUGAAAUUCCUUCUAUGGAGGAGAUUAAGAAUGUUGUUUUUGAUUUGGGUGUGGAUAGUGCGCCAGGGCCGGAUGGUUUCUCUGGUUGUUUUUAUAGGCAUUGUUGGGACGUGGUGCAAUAUGACCUUGUCAGAGCUAUCACGUACUGUUGGCAGCGGAAAAUCAUUCCUCAUGGUGCUAAUUCUAGUCUUAUUAUUCUUCUUGCCAAGGUUAGAGGAGCCAACACUCUUCGAAACUUUCGGCCUAUUGGUCUUAAGGUUUUUCGAAGGUAUGGUUUCUCUCAAAAGUGGUGUUCUUGGAGUUUGGCUAUUCUUAACUCAGCAAGGAUUUCUAUUCUUCUUAAUGGAAGUCCAGAGGGUUUCUUCAAAAUCAAUAGAGGUCUUCGGCAAGGCAAUAUGAAAAGUCUGCAUAACCUUCUUGCUUUGCUUGGUAAAUACCAAAGUGCCUUGGGCCAAACUGUCUGUCGUCAAAAGAGUAAGAUUUAUUAUGGUGGUGGUUCUUUGAGUCGCUGUGGGACUAUCACUAAUUUACUGGGUAUGGAAGUUACUACUUUUCCGGACAGGUAUUUGGGAGUUCAAAUUAUGCCUGGAGCAGUUAAGUAUCGUCACAUUUGUAAUGUGAUAGAGAAAAUUAAGAAUCAACUUUCGGUUUGGAAAGGUAAGUUACUUUCUUUUCAAGAUAGAGUUGUUCUUAUCAAUUCAGUGAUAGCGAGUUAUGCUAUUCACAACAUGGCGGUGUACAAAUGGCCUAGAAAAUUUGUUCAACAGGCUGAAAGAGUUAUUCGUAAUUUUCUUUGGUCGGGUGAUGCUGAAGUUGCAAGGAAAUUUGUUGUUGGAUAUCCAAAGGUUUGUUGUCCGUUGAAGGAAGGGGGUCUUGGUAUAACCAGCAUGGUUGUUACUAAUAAGGCUCUUCUAAUGAAGCUAUGGUGGAGUAUUCGUUCUUCUAACAAGAAAUGGGCUCGUUUCUUAUGGGCGAAAUUUACUACUAAGCAGGGUAGUAUAAAGCUUUAUGGGGUGAACUCUUCUAUUUUGCCGGGCAUGAAACUGAUUCAUUCUAUUGUUGACAAGAAUACCAAGGUUCUAAUUGGGGACGGGAGGUCUACAUCUCUUUAUUUUGAUGUUUGGUAUGAUGAUAUUAUUGUUAAUAAUGCUUGGAUGAUGCAGGGAGAUCAUAUUCAGAAUUUGGUCCGUGCGGGUGUGGAUCUUUCAAAUUUGCCUUUGUUACAAGGAGGGAAUGAUUGUAGAGUUUGGAUGCCGGAGAUGAAUGGCCACUUUUCAGUCUCUUCAGCAAAGAAUAUCAUUAGAAGGGCGUAUCCAAAAUCAGCAAUUUAUGAUCUUUUGUGGAGGAAAGAAAUUCAUCCCAAAUUGGCUGCUCAGAAUUGGAAGAUAUGUCGUGAGGUUUGUGCAACUCAAGACAAGAUCAGGAGUAGAUUCAAAGUUGAAAUGGCCAACAAAUGUUACUUGUGCAACAUGGAGGAAGAAUCUUUGGAGCAUAUUAUUUGGAGUUGUACGUUUGCAACUCAAAUUUGGCAGUGGUGUUCAGGUUUGUUUAAUCUAACACCUUAUUAUGAUAUUGUGAAUUCAUAUAAAUCGGCAAAGGGUAGAAGUAGAAUUGUCAAGGAUUUAUGGCUUUUAGCUAUUUUGGUGAUUCGCUCGGAAUUAUGGCAAACAAGAAAUAUGGCAUGUUUUCAGAAUUCUUCUGUUAGCAUUCAUUUUUUUAAGAAGAGAGUGUUCUAUUUGAUUAGUGAAUACGCUGGUCGUUUGAAGGGUUUCAUGCAUAAUACUACAACGGACUUGGAUCUUUUGAACUUUUUCCGUGUGAUGCAUAGGAAGGUUAAGCAGGUUCAGCCAAUUGAGUGCUUUUGGAGUCCGCCAAAUAGGGAUGAAAUUUUAUUAUGUUGUGAUGGAGCAGCCAAAGGAAAUCCGGGUAUAGCUGGAGCUGGUGUUGUUGUUCUGGGCUAUGAAGUGGAAUGUUAA